AAACCCUGAUUGAUAAUACUACCUCCGGGGCUCGCACAGCAAACUGAAGAGUUCUGAGAUUGUGUGUUCAGCCACACACAAUUUCCUCAAGCUUGAAGCGACCAAUCUAUCAUGGCCAUUGCCUCCACAUUCUGGCGGUAGUAGCAAUAAGUUUCUCAUAUCUCUUCACAGUGAGAGGAACCACAAAGGUUUCAACUUCUCGUCACCCUUCCCCCAAAGUUUGAAUUUUGUUUUUUGUGGGUUUUUCUUGUUCUUAUCUGUAGCAGAUUCUUAGGUUUCUACAAUAAUAUUUGUCUUGUCCCAUUUGGAGGACCAACAGGGUAUAUAUAAGGUGGUUCAAUUUUAUUUAUUUUUUGUUUAAAAGAUGCCAACUUUGAUUUCAACGAGGUUUCUUUUGCUUGUUGGAGAGUCACUUCCCAUGAGAAGGGCUUUGGCAACUUCUAGGUCUGUUUUAUUGCACACUAGUGUUAAUUGUAUGAGCCAGGUGGAGCCCCAUAAUGGUUCCCUCACCCUUUCUAGCAUUGGUAUCCAAAGUGACACUGAACCCAGAAAGAGAAGCAAAUCAAAUAAGGUUAAGCCAUUGAGUUCACCCUCUGAGACUCUCAAGGGCAAAGGAAAGCCCUUUGGCAUUAAUGAUAAGAAGAAAAUUGUUGGUGUUAUGAAGAAACAGCAAAUAGAGUCUGCCCCUUUUGCCGCAAAUUCAUUUUCAGAACUUGGACUUCCACGUGUGUUGAUUGAGAGGCUAGAAAAGGAGGGUUUCACUGUUCCAACAGAAGUUCAAUCUGCUGCAGUUCCCACCAUUCUUAAGAACCAUGAUGUCAUAAUUCAGUCUUACACAGGUUCGGGGAAGACGUUGGCUUAUCUGCUUCCUAUACUCUCGGUAGUUGGGCCGCUGAGGGACAAAAUUCCUGAAGGCAAUGGUGAUGGUGGUGAGAGUGGGAAAAAGUUGGGAAUAGAAGCAGUGAUUGUUGCUCCUUCUAGGGAGCUUGGGAUGCAGAUAGUGAGGGAGUUUGAGAAGGUACUAGGAAUGGAUAACAGGAAAGUGGUUCAGCAGCUUGUGGGAGGUGCAAACCGAACCAGGCAGGAAGAAGCUCUCAAGAAAAAUAAGCCCGCCAUUGUUGUUGGGACGCCUGGUAGGAUAGCAGAGCUCAGUGCAGCUGGGAAACUUCGCACUCACGGCUGUCAAUAUUUGGUGUUAGAUGAAGUUGAUGAACUCUUGUCGUUCAAUUUCCGGGAAGAUAUGCACCGGAUAUUGGAGCAUGUAGGGAGGAGGUCAGGUUCAGACCCUAACUCAGAUUCUGGAAAGGCUGAGCGUCAGUUGAUUAUGGUUUCUGCCACUGUGCCAUUUUCUGUUGUAAGAGCAGCCAGGAGCUGGGGUGGUGACCCACUUCUUGUCAAAGCUAAGAAAGUUGUUCCGCUUGAAGCUGUCUCUCCCUCCGAGCCUGUCAAUUUGUCAAGGUCUUCACUCAACUCAAGUCAUAGUCCAUCUAUGCCAUCUCAGGCAGCAGUAGAGAGUCUACCUCCUGCAUUGAAACACUAUUAUUGUGUAACAAGGUUGCAUCAUAAAGUUGAUACGUUGAGAAGGUGUAUUCAUGCACUGGAUGCUAAAUUUGUUAUAGCGUUCAUGAACCACACUAAGCAGCUAAAGGAUGUUGUCUUCAAGCUGGAGGCCCGUGGGAUGAAAGCUGCAGAGUUACAUGGAGAUCUUGGGAAGCUUGCUAGGUCAACAACUCUGAAGAAAUUCAAGAAUGGUGAAGUAAGGGUUCUGGUGACAAAUGAAUUAUCGGCAAGGGGUUUGGAUGUGGCAGAAUGUGAUCUUGUGGUUAAUCUGGACUUACCUACUGAUUCAAUUCACUAUGCUCACCGAGCCGGUCGAACUGGUCGACUUGGUAGAAAUGGUACAGUGCUAACCAUAUGUGAAGAGCCAGAAGUGUUUGUUGUGAAGAAAUUGCAGAGGCAGCUAGGAAUACCAAUUGCAUCGUGUGAUUUUGCAGAGGGGAAGCUACUUGUCACUGAAGUAGAGAAAACACUAAGCACUUCUGAAAGAUGAGAUGUUAUAUUUGCAACAUGUUUAGUUGACGAUUUAGUUUCCAUGUUUCAUGUUUUAUUCUUCAUCGCAAUUUCCUUUCCUUUUUUCCCCUUUUUUUCUCCAGACCCUUGGGGGAAUAAAGUUAUUUAUAUGCAUCAAAGGUAUUUAUAGGGUUGCUUCAUACCUAUUUUACUGAUUGACAACAUAUACUUGAGUCCACAUUGGAAAUGUACCUUGUAGAUUACUUUUAGGUUGAAUAUACUGAUAAGUGUAGCUGAUAUCUGUUUCACAACAAGUACUGCUUAUAGAUUCAACUAGUUAUCCCUUUAUUGGAUAUUGAGUUUUUUUUUAGUCAAUUGCUGAUGAACAACUUUGGCAUGAAUUGCCUUGGAAAACACAAUUUCUAUGAGAUCAAUGUUCUUCCUUUCUUUUUUCCCAGUUCUUAUAGAUGGAAAACAUUUCAGGCAUUGAAAAUUACUCCUGUGGACUCUGGUGAACAGAAGAAAAAUG
Messenger RNA from Abrus precatorius (Indian licorice), 2539 nucleotides. Its product is annotated as DEAD-box ATP-dependent RNA helicase 47, mitochondrial. Gene Ontology annotation, molecular function: RNA helicase activity; ATP binding; RNA binding. The transcript is spliced from 2 exons. The coding region runs from base 365 to 2050 and encodes 561 amino acids. The record is from RefSeq and is a predicted model, not a curated record. Lineage: Eukaryota; Viridiplantae; Streptophyta; Magnoliopsida; Fabales; Fabaceae.